This is a messenger RNA of Spodoptera littoralis (African cotton leafworm), 1629 nucleotides long. The record is from the annotation of a GenBank genome assembly. Lineage: Eukaryota; Metazoa; Arthropoda; Insecta; Lepidoptera; Noctuidae.
AUGAGUGAAACCAUGAGCACUCGUUCUAAAACUAUGACGGAGUCUAUUGAUUCUGAAUCUACAGAAAGUUCACUGGUCUACGAUCGCUGGACGAACAACAUAAGCUACCGUCAGCUGGUGGUGUCGGCCUGCAUCGGUAUCUUUCAAGUAUGGUGGCACCCAUACAUUCACGACUUCCGAAGGUUGCUGCCCUUUAUCUUCCUUUACAAUAUCUUCAGCGUACUGAUUGGGUAUCCACUGUUUUACCUGGAGCUUGCACUGGGAGUGGCCACCAAGAAGAGUGUGCUCAACUGCUGGGAUAUAGCGCCGAUGUCACGAGGCAUAGGUUUCGCGAUGCUAUCCACGUGCGUGUUCAGUGCGCUAGCGACGGGUGGGGUGGGGGCGUGGUGCCUGGCGCUGACGGUGCACUCGGUCCAUACAUUCCUGCCGUGGCUGCACUGCGCUGCAGACUCGCAGCCACCCUGCGCGGCGCGGCACCGCCCGCUGCCAGCAGGGAGUGAAACACCCCCGCAGUCCUUCUUUUAUAACUUCGUGUUGGACCUGAAGCGUGAUGGGUUGGUGGGAGGUCUGGGCAACGUGGUAUGGGAGCUACUGAUCUACUACGUGAUAUGCUGGAUACUCAUCUACUUCAUAGUCAUCAAACGGAUGUACAGCUUCUCAAAAUUGGUGAUGUUCAAAGACGUGUUGACGUACUUCGUGCUGGUGUGCGUGGGUGUGGGCGCAGUGCAGCUCAAAGGAGCCACGCGCAUGUUCAAAGACUGCGACUGGAGCGUGCUAUUUGAGAGCUUAGAGAUAUGGCGUGAAGCGAUGGAAUACUCGUUGAUAGAGAUGACAGUGUGCCAAGGUUCUCUGAUAAUGCUGGGCUCGUACUGCCCCAAGGUGCAGCACAAACUUGGUACCACGGCAAUGCUUGCGUUCGCCGUCUCUAAGUCCAGUUGUAUGACAGCCGCACUUGUACUCGGAGCUACGCACGGAGCUUUGUAUAAAGACUACGAGAAUUCCACUAAUAUUUGGCCGGGCGCGUCGUCGUCGAUGAUUCUGUGGUCGGACUACGUGGCGCGUAUACCCGGCAGUCAGUUCUGGUCUGCUCUUAUAUUCUUCACACUGUUCGUCUUAGCACUUACUACAACGGCGCUGUCGGUACAAACAAUAAUGUCAGCGUUCACCGGGCACUCGAUCAGGAAGAUCACGUGGGCCUUCCUCAUACUGAUCUGUCUGCUCUUCUGCUUGAUCGGAACCAUAACUCUGUGUACACAGGGUGGUUUGUACGUAGUGAACUUCUUAAUUAACUGGCCGGCAUCGAAGCCUCGGGUGCCUGUCGCAGCAUUAAUCGCUACUGUAGUCACCUACGUGUACGGACAGACCACUUUCUGUGAAGAUGUCUACUUGGCAAUCGGCGAAUAUCCCAGUGUGUUCAUGAGGAUCUGUUGGGCACUCUCGCCCGCCCUAAUGAUGUGUAUUUUUGCUGGCGGUGCGGUCACGUGGGAGACGAGAGAGGCGAUGGCCGGUUGGCUACUGUUGGGUGCAGCCAUGAUACCUAUCAUCGUCGUUAUGCUGGUAUACGCCAUGUUCAAGUGCAGAGUCCGAGUAAGUACAACUUUGCUGCAUUCAGACACGUUGAACUCUUAA